Molecule: messenger RNA, 361 nt
Organism: Funneliformis caledonium
Lineage: Eukaryota; Fungi; Glomeromycota; Glomeromycetes; Glomerales; Glomeraceae
Source: the annotation of a GenBank genome assembly
AUUUAAUGAUUCGUAUCAUAAUCCAAUUCAAAACUUUAAUAGUAAUAAUAGUAAUUUAAAUUAUUAUGAUUUGGAAAGUAAUGGUAACGCCGAUCAUAAUUAUAAUUUGAAGAGCAAUAGCAACGAUGACACUGAUCAUAAUUAUGAUUUGGAGAGCAAUAGCAAUGACGUUACCAAUCAUAAUUAUGAUUUGGAGAGCAAUGGCAACGACAUCACUGAUCAUAAUUAUGAUAAUAAUGACAACUUAAAUUUUUAUGAUUCAAAAAAUGAAAGUGAAUCUGAUGAUUCAAAUAGUGAGCACGAAUCAGUUUCAGACAAUAUGCCAAAGACAUUUGAUAGGACAAAAUUUAAUCUAAAUUAG